GCUGAGGCUGGUCCAGCGAGUCCCUGAAACCUUUCUGAGCUUCAGUUUCGCAUCUGUUGUAGAGGUUAUUAAAACUCCCACGGGGAAAGGUAAGAACGGCACUUGCGAAGCAUAUGGUGCACAUCGGAGGGUCUGUCUUAGAGAAGGGAGGUGACUUUUUAGACAGCCCUUUAUCACUCCUGGAACCAACGCCUGGGAAAGUGGGUUGGGAAGGCAGCAGGGUGGGUGCAGCUAGACCUCGGGGAGCUGGCCGGCUGGGGCCUGUGGGAUGCGAGGGUCUUGGAAAGGGUAGGGAAGCAGUUGCUGUUCUUCCCCAUUGCUCUCUGAUGAGUCUAGACCAGAGGAGGGAGUCUGGCUCGGGUGGGGCUCUGCCCCCGGUCCCACCUCAGCGGUGACUCGGUGUAUGUGCCUCUCUUUCUCCUGCAGCUGCUGCCGCUCACCCCGUGUCUUCUGGCCGCUUCCCUCUUUGCUGCCCCUCCCCGCAGGCUCCCCCUCUGCACCUCCUGGGGACCAUCAUGAAUGGUGCCCCUUCCCUGGAGGAUGGGGCCUUCCCCUCUCCUCCUCCCUUGCCACCACCCCCUCCCCCUAGUUGGCGGGAGUUCUGUGAGUCCCAUGCCCGGGCCGCGGCCCUGGAUUUUGCCCGCCGUUUUCGCCUGUACCUGGCCUCCCACCCCCAAUAUGCAGGGCCCGGGGCCGAGGCUGCCUUCUCCCGCCGUUUUGCUGAGCUCUUCCUGCAGCAUUUUGAAGCUGAGGUGGCCCGGGUCUCUGGUUCCCUCUCACCACCCAUCCCGGCCCCUCUGAGUCCUGGUGUGGAGAUCCCACCACAUGACCUGUCCCUUGAGAGCUGCAGGGUGGGCGGGCCUCUGGCUGUGCUGGGCCCUUCUCGAUCAUCUGAGGACCUGGCCGGCCCCCUCCCUUCCUCGGUCUCUUCCUCUUCUACAGCCUCCUCCUCGAAGCCGAAGCUAAAGAAACGCUUCUACCUCCGUUCAGUGGGUCGCUCCGUCCGAGGUUCGGUCCGUGGCAUCCUGCAGUGGCGGGGGACCGUGGACCCUUUCUCCCCAGCCGGGCCCCUGGAGACCUCAUCAGGCCCCCCAGUGUUAGGUGGAAACAGCAACUCCAACUCCUCUGGUGGGGCUGGGACCGUUGGCAGGGGACUGGUUAGUGAUGGAACAUCCCCGGGGGACAGAUGGACUCACCGUUUUGAGAGGCUGAGACUCAGUCGGGGAGGAGGGACCGUGAGGGAUGGAGCCGGGAUGGUGCAGAGGGAAGAGCUGCUGAGUUUCAUGGGGGCUGAAGAGGCAGCCCCGGACCCGGCUGGAGUGGGCCGGGGAGGAGGGGCAGCUGGGCCUACCUCAGGGGGAGGAGGGCAACCUCAGUGGCAGAAGUGUCGCUUGCUGCUUCGAAGUGAAGGAGAAGGAGGAGGAGGAAGUCGCCUGGAGUUCUUUGUACCACCCAAGGCGUCUCGGCCUCGGCUCAGCAUUCCCUGCUCUACCAUCACGGAUGUGCGGGCGACCACAGCGCUGGAGAUGCCUGAUCGGGAGAACACGUUUGUGGUUAAGGUGGAAGGCUCCUCAGAGUAUAUCCUGGAGACAGCUGAUGCUCUACAUGUGAAGGCCUGGGUGUCUGACAUCCAAGAAUGCCUGAGCCCGGGGCCCUGCCCUGCUACCAGUCCCCACCCCAUGACCCUCCCACUGGCCCCUGGGGCCUCAUUUCUUACAAGAGAGAACACAGACGGCCUGGAACUGCCCUGCCUGAAUCACUCAGAGAGUCUGCCCAGCCAGGAUCUGCUGCUGGGACCCAGCGAGAGCAACGACCGCCUGUCACAGGGGGCAUAUGGGGGCCUUUCAGACCGCCCUUCAGCAUCCAUCUCCCCUAGUUCCGCCUCCAUUGCUGCCUCCCAUUUUGACUCAAUGGAACUGCUUCCCCCAGAGUUGCCACCCCGCAUCCCCAUUGAAGAGGAACCCCCAGCUGGGACAGUUCAUCCCCUCUCAACCCCCUACCCACCCCUGGACACUCCAGAAACAGCCACAGGGUCAUUCCUGUUCCAGGGGGAAUCAGAGGGAGGUGAGGGGGAGCAGCCCCUCUCAGGGUAUCCUUGGUUCCACGGGAUGCUCUCUCGACUCAAGGCUGCCCAGUUAGUACUGGCUGGAGGCACCGACUCCCAUGGUGUUUUCCUGGUACGUCAGAGUGAGACGAGGCGGGGCGAAUAUGUCCUCACUUUCAACUUCCAGGGCAAGGCCAAGCACCUGCGUCUGUCGCUGAAUGAGGAGGGUCAGUGCCGGGUCCAGCACCUGUGGUUCCAGUCCAUUUUUGAUAUGCUCAAGCAUUUCCGGGUGCACCCCAUCCCGCUGGAGUCUGGAGGCCCCAGUGACGUUGUCCUUGGCAGCUAUGUUGUGUCCUCCCAGCGGCAGCAGGGCCGAGAGCAGGCCGGGAGCCAUGCAGGGGUGUGCGAGGGAGAUCGAUGCUACCCCGAUGCCUCCUCCACCCUCAUGCCCUUCGGAGCGAGUGACUGUGUAACCGAACACCUCCCACGACCCACCCCCACCCCCUGAACCCCCUUCAUGGACAGAUCCCCCACAUCCUGGGGCAGAAGAGGCGUCGGGGAUGUCAGAAGUGGCAGCAGCAACAGCCACAGCAGCCAAAGAGAGGCAAGAGAAAGAGAAAGUGGGCAGUGGAGGGGUCCAGGAAGAGCUGGUCCCCGUGGUUGAGCUGGUCCCCAUGGUUGAAUUGGAAGAGGCCAUGACACCAGGCGUGGAGCUCCAGGGAGGCCCUGGAUCUGGUGGGGUCCCUGAAGCAACACCGAUGGUGCAGCUCCAGCAGUUACCACUAGGGGGCGAUGGAGAAGAAGGGGGCCACCCCAGAGCCAUUAAUAACCAGUACUCCUUUGUGUGACACCCUACCCCCACCCUUUCUCCACUUUCUUGCUCCUCAGCCCUCAGUUCCUGAGACGGGGGCUGAGCAGGGACAUAGAGGAGCGGUAGGAAUCCCCUCCCCAUAUGCUUCCUUACCCUUGAUGGCCAAGGGCAUAUAUGUUGGUACAAGAAGAGGUUCAAGAGUCCCGUUAACUCCCCAGUUCAUACACUACAGGUGCCCCGUCCCCUGGGGAGGGGACUUGGGCUCCAUUACCUCUCCAAGGGGCUCUAUGGUCAGCCCCGCCCCUGGGGGCCAUUUCCCCAUUAUCUACCCCCCAGCCCAAGGAGGGGUGAGGGGGAAGGGCUGUCAGUUAAUAUUAAGGUGGUUGUUGUUGUUGUUUUAAACAAAAUGGAGAAGCAUAAAUAAAUAAAAGGGUUUAUCUCAGUUCAUCGUG
Molecule: messenger RNA, 3307 nt
Organism: Myotis brandtii (Brandt's bat)
Lineage: Eukaryota; Metazoa; Chordata; Mammalia; Chiroptera; Vespertilionidae
Gene: SH2B1
Product: SH2B adaptor protein 1
Exons: 9
Coding region: 516-2552 (678 amino acids)
Biological process (GO): intracellular signal transduction
Cellular component (GO): plasma membrane
Molecular function (GO): transmembrane receptor protein tyrosine kinase adaptor activity
Source: RefSeq, a predicted model, not a curated record